Molecule: messenger RNA, 4287 nt
Organism: Pristis pectinata (smalltooth sawfish)
Lineage: Eukaryota; Metazoa; Chordata; Chondrichthyes; Rhinopristiformes; Pristidae
Gene: fbxo32
Product: F-box protein 32
Exons: 9
Coding region: 524-1585 (353 amino acids)
Biological process (GO): protein ubiquitination
Cellular component (GO): nucleus; SCF ubiquitin ligase complex; cytoplasm
Molecular function (GO): protein binding
Source: RefSeq, a predicted model, not a curated record
GCACCAGGUCACGCUGUUCAGACAGAAAAACAAUGUGCCACGUGAAAGGGGCUGAAUGACGUUUCGGAUCGCACCGCGCUCCCCGGGCAGCAGCCUGGGACAGGGGCGGGGCCUCGCACUCUUCCGGCAACAGAGGCUUGCGAGGAUAAAUAGGAGGCACGGUGCAAAUCUCUCCCUUAAUUAAACCCCGCAAAGCGCAGGGAGAAGGCAGAAGACAAUCAGGCAGCAGCGGCAGCAGCAGCAGCAGCAGCAGCAGCAGCAGUAAACAGGCAAGACUGCAGAAAGUGCAAAUGCAAUAAAGUGUAGAGGAAGGAGUUACUUUGAAAGAGAAAUUCUUAGCACACUUAAACUUUGUGACUGUGCAAAACUUUAUCAGAGCAAGUGCAUUCCCUACUUAAAGGAAGCAACGCAGCCUUUAAACAGAAGUGCCUUCGCCCAGCCCAAGGAAAGGAGGGAAAGUUCCCUUUCAGAGUGAAGCAAAAGCUUUGCAAUAAGAAGCGUUAACUUUCCAGGCUCGGUCAGGAUGCCCUUCUUGGGUCAGGACUGGAGGUCCCCCGGUCAGAGUUGGAUCAAAACCGACAGUGGCUGGAAGAGGUCGAAGGAUGAUGCAAAUAACAACGUGGAUCCGCUGAACAGUUUCUGCAAUGAAGAAUUUGAUAAAGAGAACUUUUUGAACAAUGUUGGGUAUGAUUUGAUGACAAAGAAAAGAAAGAAGGAUCUCUUGAAUAACAACACAAAAAUCCAAUAUUUUCACCAUGAUACUUGGAUCUCAGUUCACAAAGGAAGCACAAAGGAGCGCCAUGGAUAUUGCACCCUGGGUGAGGCUUUUAACCGCUUGGACUUCUCCAGUGCAAUCCGGGACACCAGAAGAUUCAAUUACGUUGUCCGGUUGCUGGAGCUCAUUGCAAAAUCCCAGCUCACGUCCCUCAGUGGGAUUGCCCAGAAAAACUACAUGAACAUUCUGGAGAAAGUUGUGCAGAAAGUGCUGGAAGACCAGCGUGAUAUCCGGCUAAUUAAGGAGCUGCUCAACAGUCUGUAUGCCACUAUUUGUGCACUGGUCAAAGGUGUGGGAAAGUGUGUCCUUGUGGGAAACAUAAACACCUGGGUCUACAGAAUGGAGGUCAUUCUUCACUGGCAGCAGCAGUUGAACAACAUUCGUAUCAUCAGGCCUCUGUCUCCAGGAUUGACUCUCACAGACCUACCAAUGUGCCUGCAAUUGAACAUCAUGGAGAGGUUGUCUGAUGGGAGAGAUAUUGUCAACCUUGGACAGGUAUCUCCCACCCUGCAAGUGCUGAGCGAGGACAGGCUUCUGUGGAAGAGACUGUGCCACUACCACUUCACAGAGCGCCAGAUUCGCAAACGUCUCAUUUUAUCUGAGAAGGGUCACUUGGAUUGGAAGAAGAUGUACUUUAAACUUGGGAGAUGCUACCCAAAGAGAGAACAAUAUGGGGACACACUGCAGUUCUGCAGACAUUGCCACAUCCUCUUCUGGAAGGAUACUAAUCAUCCUUGCACAGCUAAUGACCCUGUUGGCUCUUACACUUCCAUUUCACCUCUUGAGUUCAUCAGUCUCUUCAAGUUCUGAACUUGAGAAAAUUCCAGAAGAUUCCCAGUCUGGAAGAGAUUCCUGCUGUGCCUUGAGAACUGAGCUACUAAUUUUAUAUACAUUGCAUUUACCAAUGUAAAUACUGUACAAUAAUAUUUAUACUUUUUACACUGAAGCUGAAAUAGAAGUGGGUUAAGUUUAUUUUUUAUAUUACAAAAAGAUCAUGGUGUGUAAAUAUUGCUUGGGAUGAUUCUGGGAGUAGAAAUUUACUGAGGCAACAUUUCAAGGAGAGGAAGGUUAAGUUGAGAUGUCAGAUAGGAGGCAUUUGCUCCUAAGAUGGGAUUGAUGUGCAUUGUAGUGGCAAUGCAUUGAAAGAGUCCCAUGUGCCAUUUCUGGCUAAUUGUUCAGAUAGCUAACAGUAUGUUUCUGUGAUGGCCUCUAUUACUGGUUUGUUGAUUAUAAUAUUAAGAUGCACAUGUUACAAAGCAUGAAUUGGGUUAGCUCCUGCCAUCCCUUUCUUACCUAGUUGCUGGGAUAUUGUGGAAGUGAUCUACACUGCCUUGAGCUGGUUUCUUCACUCAUCUGAUCUCAAGUUGUCAGUAAUGUUGACUGUAAAUUGGAGCUGCAGAAGCUGUCUUCUAAAUUCAUGGCGGCUACUUUGAGAAUGGAACCAGUUUUUGAGCAAACAAGUUUUCAAAUCCUAGUUUUCCUAACCUGGUGAAUUUGCUGAUUCAGUGUCUCAGCUGAAUUCUCUGCAAACCUCACAUAAUCCCAUUCUCUCAUGGUGUUCAGCACAUAAUAAUGUGGGGGUUUUGUAGGACAUCUGAUUGAAUAGUGGCAGAGUGGAGGGGAGAGAGUUUGUUUUGUACUUGUGCUUGGUUCUGUUGUAGUAAUUUUAUUUGCUAUUAACAUUGCAGCCAUUAUUUGUACUUUUUAUGAUAUGUUAUCAAUGUGUUGAAUGUAGAGUACUGUCUGAUCCUGCAUCUAACUGCUGUGAUGGUUAUAUAAAUGAGUUGUUUACAAAACUCUGAAGGAAUCAUAUUUGGAGACUUUUUUAUUUUGCAAGAGGCACAGUAUUGGACAAUGAUUGAAUGGAAGGCAUGAUUUUUUUCAAUUGAAAUCAACAGUGAGGUCCCAGCCAUUUCCACGAUCUGGCAUAGGGCAAAUCUUCAGUACUGAAUGAGGCAAGAGAGAUUGGAUUACCCAAAAUCCAUGGCUUCUCCACCAAGAAGGAAUUGUCCUCAAAGAUAGAGGGACAGUCAGUGUUGGCAGGAAUGGAGAUGGUAGGUCCAGUACUGGAGUCAAGGAGAUUUUUGAGUUGUGUGGGGAGGGUGUGUUUAGAAGUUGUGAUGAAAGUGACAGGAAUAUGAGCAGCAUCAGUAACCUUUUUCAUAAGAAGAAUUGGGUAGUGGAUGGAGAAAGGUCAUCCCAUUCCCAUCAUAAUUUUCAAUGGGAGACCAAUGUGAGAAGUGAACUUUGGGUUGUAUCUAUAUAGGACAGUCCCAGCCUAGGCAAUGAACCAUGUGAACAUGGGCGAUGGAAGAUGUUCAAAGCUUGCGCAUUCUAAAAUGGCUUUAAUUAGAUCAGUAACAAUGCUACUGCUAACAAUACUACUGGAAUCCCAUAAGGCUUUAAGUGUAGACGCUUUCUGGUAAUGUAUAAACACUCAUUUAAAAAUUCCCCUCAAUACAAGUCUUUUAAUAGCCUGAAGUCUUCUAGAAGCAAUGUUAUAUAUGUAGUUAUUUUCAUAGGUGAUCUUGAGAGCAAUUAAGCUUCAGAAUGAACACUAGAAACUUCAGAAAGCUUUAUUUCAAAGUCAAUUUGAGUUCUGCAGUACACACACAAUUCCAGACUUUUUUCUUCACCUGAGUUCCCACAGCUGCCCUGACUGAGACUCUUGGGUCUGAUUGCACAAGCUGUCAGAUGUUAAGAACUGAAAAUUCUCAGUGCAAGAGUAGAUUGUUGGAGAGCUUGGCUUCUUUGCUCCCACAGUUGGAAAGGGAGCGAUAGUUAAUCUUUUAAUCUCUGAAGCAUAUGGGAAAGGUUUCAAUAUUGGGGGCAAGGUUAGAUUGUUUGCAAAGCUAUUGGCAAAAUGUGUUUGGAUAAGGUGAGCAGGUCGCCCAGCCACAGUGACAAGUCUGUCAAGUCAUCUGAUGAAACAUUUCUAAUUUUUCCAGUAAAAUCCUUUUAAAAUUCAUUCUCAGCAAAAUGACAUUUACUUUAGCUAUUACAACUUGUUGCAAGGAAUUGUUUACAGCAGCAGUAAUUUGUAAAAGACCAGAUAGGAUAGUUCAUGGAUUUGAAGUGUUAACAGAUUUGGUAAUUGUUUUACAAAGGAAACCAGUUCCAAUCUCUCAGACUGCAGUUUCAACCAAGAUAAUUUUGCUUCUACUUUUUCUGGAUGAACUUUGCAUCAAUGUAAACCAGAUGGCAAGUGGUUGACUUGCACAUUGAUUUGAGUAGAAAUAAGUGGGAAGGAAUGCUAGAUGGCCUUCGAACUUGUGAUCAAUAAUUGCACUGUCUCAAUUUCUAAAUUUGUUUUUGUGAAUUUUAGGAAUUUUUUUGCCUAAACAUGCAGUUGAAGUGUUGCUUGUCUUUAGUAUAUAAAACCAUUCACAUCAACCUUUUGUUGCAUCAGCACACUAAGCUUCUGAAUAUCUGUAACAUAGUGCUAUUCUCUGAUGUAAAAUACUACUUUGUAAAUUUUUAAUUGAUAUCUUUUUAAUAAAUGAUAUCUUUUG